Messenger RNA from Fundulus heteroclitus (mummichog), 884 nucleotides. It is a transcript of the gene mfap5, whose product is annotated as microfibril associated protein 5. Lineage: Eukaryota; Metazoa; Chordata; Actinopteri; Cyprinodontiformes; Fundulidae. The transcript has 7 exons. The record is from RefSeq and is a predicted model, not a curated record. Gene Ontology annotation, biological process: embryonic eye morphogenesis. The coding region runs from base 4 to 543 and encodes 179 amino acids. Gene Ontology annotation, cellular component: microfibril.
GUGAUGGGAUGGAGGGGGGAGGAGGAGGAAAAUGAAGAGGAGGAGGGUGCAGGGGAUGGAAGGAGGGGAAAGUACAGAAGACAAAAGAUCCGUAAAAACAGAAAGCAGUUGUGGAGGACGGCAAAAAGUUCUUGUAAAGCUCACCUCUCACAAGUUGAAGGAAUGGGCAACUUCCCAGUGGUCCUGCUCCUCUGCGUUUUCCACGCUCUCACAGCUGUAGUCCGAGCCCAGCAGACCGAGCCUCCUGAAGGUACCCCGUUACCAUCUAACUGCAGGGAGGAGAUGUAUCCUUGCACCAGGAUGUACUCAGUUCACAGACCCAUCAAGACCUGUCUUGGCAGACUUUGUCUCUACAGCCUUCCACGCAUGUAUGUGAUCAACAAUGAGAUCUGCAUGCGGACGGUGUGCCAGCAAGACGAAUAUCUGAAAGCUGAACUGUGCAGAGAGUUGUCUGGGUGGCCCAAACGUAUUGCAAGGUCUUCUUCUGGGAAGCGCUGCCGCAGUCGUCGUAACAACCCCAAGACCUGGGCCAACAAGGCCUGAUGUGGCCCAGAUAGGUGAUUUUAUCCAUCAGCGAGGACGAUGCGUUCGCUCCGCAGCUGGGAAUCUCCUCCUUUUCUCUCUGACACGGUCAUGUGUGCUCAGUCAUGUCUUUGAUCAUGUAUCAACCUUUUUAUUGUCUGUGAAUACGAAAGCUACGUUCAUUUUAUGGGUGUUUCGGGACUUCCAUGGUUUAUGAUCCAUUUAAGGUAUUGUGGUAGUGGGCCUAUAGCAGCACUGAGUCAUUUUAUGUUAGAUAAAAACAAAAAAAGUAGAAGUUGUGACUGUAAAAGGUACCUGUUAUUAUGCACAGCAGUUUAAACAAUAAAACACAAACAACAUUU